Messenger RNA from Haliotis rubra (blacklip abalone), 1708 nucleotides. RefSeq names its product respirasome Complex Assembly Factor 1-like. The record is from RefSeq and is a predicted model, not a curated record. The coding region runs from base 90 to 479 and encodes 129 amino acids. The transcript has 4 exons. Lineage: Eukaryota; Metazoa; Mollusca; Gastropoda; Lepetellida; Haliotidae. Gene Ontology annotation, biological process: mitochondrial respirasome assembly.
AAAGUGAACGUUUCAUGUGGUCGUGUCUUUUUUCGGUAAAAUCGUUGAGAGUAAUAUUCUGUCUUUCAUCUGUCUACUAAGGCCCAAAUAUGGCCACUACGCCAGUAAAACGUAAUGUUAAUAAACCGGUAGCAAACGGAACAGACACCGCGUCGAUUGUGUCGAAAGCUUUUACACAGGACGCCGAAUGGACGGACAAGGACGAGUUUCUUGAUGUGGUAUACUGGUUGCGACAGAUCCUCGGUGUUGUAAUUGGAUUGAUCUGGGGACUUAUACCUCUGAAGGGGAUUCUUGGUCUUGGACUCUUUUUCAUCAUCAACGUGGCCAUCGUCUACAUCUACUACAACAGCUUUCAGAGGGUCGAUGAGGAGGAGUAUGGAGGAGCAUCAGAGAUUUUAAAAGAAGGAUUAAUGACUUCAUUUUCUUCAUUUUUGGUGUCAUGGAUCAUACUGUACUCCUCCCUCCACACGGACUCCUAGCACCGAGCGACCACGGCUUCAUACCAUCCUACAACACAGCCAGGCUCACAAGCAGCAGCCACACUGAUGCUUCUCAUUUCAUCAACAUGUAAAUUUACAGUUAAAUAUAAACAGAAUCUGUACAUUUGGAAUACUGUCAGCUAGUUAAUGGUUAUACUAGCAUACUGACGUACUUAGUUAACGGUCAUAAUGAUAACAUAAGUUUAUGAACAUACAAACUGAUUGAGAAGUACAUUCUUAAAUUAGUUAAAAUGCUUAAGGGUUAAUGGUUGUAUAAUUUUCAGAUAUUUUAAAUAGUUUGUGAUUUCUUGUACAGGUUUACGACGGUUGAUUGGGGAGUGGAUUCCAUGCUCUUUCUCUUCUCAGUUGCUUUUUUCACUUUUGUAGGAAAGGGGAUGUUGGCUGUGAAUAUUUAUUUGCUGAGUUGUGCAAUCUUGAUGUAACCAUAACUUAAGCCUUGUGUCAGCAUCCCCCUUCAUAAUAAGAUGGUGGUAGCGUAGCCUAGAGGCUGAAGCGUCCGCUCAUCAAACUGAAAACCCGGGUUUAAUUCCUCACAUGGGUACAAUGUGAAGCCCAUUUCUGGUGUCCCCCGCUGCGAUAUUGCUGGAAUAUUGCUAAAAGUGGCGUAAAACCAUAUUCACUCAUAAUCAGAACCAGUAAUUUAAAGACAGUCCCUGUCCACACAGAAACAGUGUCUCGGUCACUCCAUGCGGUACACAGGUUAAACAACCAGGAGUGUUGUCAGAUGUCAGUGACUAUGAUGGACUGUUUGACCAGUGUGAACAAAAGCUGAAAAUAUGUGCCAGUGCAAUGCAACAUUUAACUCUGACACAAAGUUUAUUGUUUAUUGAUCAAAUUUAAUUUAAUUUUGGGGAAUAACUGAUCAUAUUGUGUCUGUAUAAAGCAGGUGGUUAACUUACUGAUGCAGGGUACCACAAAGCAAUCCUAGCUCCAUGACUAAGCCAAUGCUAUAGUAUGUUAAGUACAGUCACUGUGGCACUAUGGAGUGUCACCUGAUCACUAUUUAAUUUUAACUGUACUCAGUCAUACAGUGUCAUGGUGUGUUUGUAUUAUCCUGUUUAACCCAAAAAAUUAUUUUUGGAAGAAAGAAAAAAAAGGUUUCCUUCAUGUAAUCACAGAAAGCCAUAAAUUGAAGGACAAUUUCAUUAGUUUCGUGGAAUACAAUAAUAUCCUGUUUCUCGUUGUUUCCAAUAAAUUUGUUAAUUUGA